AUGCUGCUACGGAAGGACUUUUCCUCGCUUCGGAAACGGGUACUGUCGGGUGUGCAGCCCAAAAACCACUUGCUGCCCACAGUGAAGAGGAUCGGCAUCCCAGACGAAACCACCAUCAAUAGGGGCGCUAUUUGUGUGGUGAGCCCGUUAAAUAAACACGAGAAGGAGAAGCUGCUGGAGAUGAAAACGUGCUACUACUUGCCCUUGUCAAUUGUGGAAAAUGGGCUUCACGAGAAACCUUUAUAUACUCUCCAGAUCAAGUCGGUCCAAUAUAACGAGAUAAGCGUCCACACUUCGGCAAAAGACCUUGAGUUCCGUGUAUCUCUGACCCAAAGCCAUUUGUUUUUUUGCCUUGACAAUAUGUUUGUCGACAAGAUGGCCGUGCCAAAGGGCACAAUUGAUAGCAUUUGGUUCAGUGUGCUGAGAGACAGCAUCCUUAUUGUUUUGCAUAAGCGCUUCGGCUUCCUCAUGAUUUGCUACGAGCCCAGAGACGAUGAAAACCUUCUACGAUUUUUCAAAAAAACCCUGGCAAAUUGGGGACCCAAUUGCACUGUUGAAAGAAGAGAUGACCUACAUCGCGUCUACAGAAAAUUCGUCAAACUGCGAGAGCUGUUGAAUAAAGAUCCUCAAAUGUUGAUACGUAUAGACAACGAAAACAGUUCAGGCACAGACUCAGACGUUUCUUCCAGCUUCUCUUCUCAAACAGAUCUGGUUCUCAAGAGCGGUCUACCGAGUCUACCGACUCCAACAAGAAAACCUACCCUCGAUGGGAGAACCACCCGAUCUGCUACCAGAUUGGCCCAACAAAAUCCUAAUUCUGCGCCAUAUAAAGAGUAUUCCAUAGGCGAAAAAGGUGAAGUGGUGGUGGAAGAAUCCGCGCAAGAACCUGAAGAGCCAAAGGAACAGGAGAUUCCUGCGCCAUUUGAUCCUCCUUUGAAAUACUCUUUGGCCAAUGGCAAGAAGUUUGCUAUUACUUUCAAUGAUUUCAAGACACUUUAUAAUAAUGACUGGAUAAAUGACACCCUUAUAGAUUUUUUUAUUGCUUAUGAGAUAGACAAGGCCGUCACCGAGCUUGAACUGGUUAAGGAAAAUGAGGUUUAUGCGUUCAACUCCUUUUUCUUCACAAAACUUAUGUCAAAGCCAGAAGGACAAGAGGAACCUCCGGACUACUACGAGAACAUACAACGUUGGUUGAGCAAGGUCGACCUCAUGUCUUACGAAUCUGUCAUUAUACCUAUUAAUGAGCAUUUGCAUUGGUAUUGCUGCAUUAUAAGGCAUCUUCCUGAGCUUUUAAAGGCAGCUAAAAAACGAGCUAAGAAGGAAGAGGACGCGACAAACGAAGAUGCCGCUUCAAAUGGGCCCUCUCCUGACGAAUCCCCCAAGAAAUCUUCUGCUGUAGCCGAAGUUUUUGUGUUUGAUUCACUAAGACAUCGCCAUCCGAACAUUGAGGAGCCUUUGAGGACGAUAAUUGAUAGGUAUUGUCAGGACACUCAUCAAGUGUCUAUUCCGAAGGAUUUGAUCAGAUUUGUCAAUGCCAGGGUCCCUCAGCAGCGAAAUUUCAAUGACUGUGGUAUUCAUGUCAUUUGUAACGUGGGUAAAUGGCUAGGUGAACCGGAGGUAUGCGAGACAAUGUGGAAAAAGAUUGGGAAGAAAAUCAGGGGUUAUUUCAACGUAGCUGAGAGGGCCGAAAUGCGGAAAAAGCUUAUAGAUUUGCUACUAGAUCUUCAUCUGAAGCAACCACCUUAUGAAAGCUCUAGUGGCUCAGGUAGAGAGGAGGACGAAUCUGACGACGGGAUAGAGCUUAUUUCAUAUUUUUCGUCGAAACCCGAACCUGCUGUGGAUGCAGGUGGUGCCAGUACUUCAGAAAUACUGGUGGCAGACCUGACAGCUGUCGAUAAAAAUACCGAAACAGGUAAGGUCUCUUCAAAAGCUGAAGGAAGCAUAUUCGAUACACUUCUAACGGCAAAAGAGGUCACCCCUACGAAAAGAAAGAAAGACGUGAAGAAGCAUGAUUCUAGCGAUAUGACAGCGGAAAAUAAAGUCAAGAACCCAAGCCCGAAUCUGCCUGACGUCACACCAGUAAGAACGCUCGACCCAAGAGCGAUAGCUUCAUCUCUGGAAAAACCGCGUGUAUUUGCAUCGAGCCGUGAGGCUUCCUCUGGUUUGUUUAUGCAAAUUGAACACCCACAAAUUCGACGUUCGUGUAUGCGGCGCAAGCUAAAGCCACAUACAGUGGAGUUUCUAAACAGUUUCUUCACUGAUCAUAACAAGCAUUUCAGUGAUGAGAAACUCCUUGCGAUUGAUGAAUUUGUCGACAAGUACAACUUCUUCGACACAAAUUUGGAACGUUUGCAAACUGAUAUUCUCGUGAAUAAGCUAAAAGAUGUUUUCAAAGAGCCUACGGCGCCGAUGGAUGAGCCAUUCGUGAUUCAUGAUGCUGACGACAGUAAUGGGGAGUUGAAUCAGAGUGUUGGUGACUUGCGCAUAGAGAGUGACAAUCCCUCAGGGUCUGAUCAGGAAGUGAAUGAGAUCAAGCCUUUCUCUAUAAAGCUGCUGCGAUCCGAUAGUGAUUUGGAAAUCAUAGAAGACAAGAAAGACGUGCCAGAAGUUUCCUUCAAGACAACCCAUAAAGGAUCACCAAAUUCUGAAAAAACAUUCAAGCACGAGAGGCAUUUUAGAAAUGGAGUCACGAAAAACGAAGAUAAAGAAGAGGGAUUUUUGCUGUACUUCACCUCAAAAAAAGGCAUAGGACCGAAGCGUAGACGGUUGGCAGCAGAUUCAGAAAGACCCCGUCGUGCAGAUAAGUACCUCUAG
Candidozyma auris is the source of this 2814-nucleotide messenger RNA. It is a transcript of the gene ULP3, whose product is annotated as SUMO protease ULP2. Gene Ontology annotation, biological process: proteolysis. NCBI's taxonomy places the organism in Eukaryota, Fungi, Ascomycota, Pichiomycetes, Serinales, Metschnikowiaceae. Gene Ontology annotation, molecular function: cysteine-type peptidase activity. The coding region runs from base 1 to 2814 and encodes 937 amino acids. The transcript has a single exon. The record is from RefSeq and is a predicted model, not a curated record.